Polypterus senegalus (gray bichir) is the source of this 4542-nucleotide messenger RNA. RefSeq names its product interleukin-1 receptor accessory protein. Gene Ontology annotation, biological process: signal transduction. NCBI's taxonomy places the organism in Eukaryota, Metazoa, Chordata, Cladistia, Polypteriformes, Polypteridae. The coding region runs from base 1168 to 3141 and encodes 657 amino acids. Gene Ontology annotation, molecular function: interleukin-1 receptor activity. The transcript has 11 exons. The record is from RefSeq and is a predicted model, not a curated record.
AUGUUCCAAUCUAUAUUUUUAAAGAAUUGCACUAGGUCAGUUUUUUUUCAUAGGAAUAUAAGAUUUCUUAGAUUAUCUCAAACUCUUUUUUUUUAAAUGUGACAUCACAAAAAACAGCAAACAUCUACAUGUAAUAAUAAAUACAAAAUCUAAGCUGAACUGUUAACUCUUAUUGGUAAUUCAAAUAAAUAAAAUAUUGAUACAAUUUAGUUAAUGCACACAACUUUAACGCAGGUGACGAAUGCAACAAUACAUGCAUCAAACAUUGUAUUGUUGCAUCAAUAUUAGGUUCUUCAUUGAUCGCCCCAAAUUUUUUUUCAGUAGCUACAGGUGAUACAUGGCAUUAUGACAGAUGGCUCAUGGAACUCCUGCAAUUUUUUUUGCAGAACCCCAGGGUUUCACGGAACAAAGUUUAAGAAACAUUGCUUUACAUAAUAAAAUACUGUCACAAGUUUUCAGUUAGUCCUGUAUGCAUCACCUAUUAAUAAGUAGCAUUUUGGAAAAUGUAAGUAGUAAUAUUAAAGCCAAAGUUGUAUGUUUACCUUGAGCUAUUUAGAUUUUAUGUUUAAAAAAAAAACUGUUCCUAUUAUAAUCGUUUAAUAACUUAAAACGGGAUUUGAAUGUUUUUGCAGCUUUAGGCAGUCUAGCACAGACAGCAGUCAUGUACUGAAAAUAUACAUCCAUCAGAAAAGCAAAAGCAAUAACAAAACAACAUUUCCACUGUAUGAUGUAUUUUAGAUCUGAUGAAGAAGUAAGAAAGUACUGAAUAAUGCUCAUCUAGUGUAUGAUCUACUUGGUGUAAUUUUGUGUGAUUUUGUCUGUACCCUGUGAUAUCUGCCUGAUGCAUGUGUGCUGAGCCAUGCCUGAUCUUUUUAGAAGAUAUUGUGUAUAUAGGAUAGAGCUAGUCAUGUGGUAUUACUGCACCACCCAAUGUGAGAGGAGAGAGUGAGAGAGAGAGAGAGAGACACGGACAUGCUAUGUCUUGACAGCCACGCUUAUCUUUUUCUGCUGUGUGAGAGCCUGCAUCUAGUUUGUUGCAUCUCACAGCAGCAGCUUAGAAGUGAAUAAAGUAACUUAUGACCUCUGCACCUCCUAGGCAGUUUUCACUUUAUCAAGUUCUUCUUAUAAAAGGGAGUUUCCUCCUUGCUUUAAAGACUUCUUGACAAGAUGGUUUUAAAUCCCUGGCUGUUCAUUCUAUGUAGUACUGCAGCCAUAUUCAGCUUCUCUGGGACAUCGCCAUCAAGUGAGAACCAUCAAUCAGAGAGCUGCUAUGACUGGGGCGUAUAUGAUGCCAAGUCUCUGCAGAUUUAUGAUGGGGAAUUGGGGAAGUUGACUUGCCCUCUUUUCUCUGAGGCCAGGUAUAAUUAUAGCACCUCGCUGGCUUCUGGGCUCAGUCUCCUCUGGUACUGGAUCAGGCAGGGCCAAGACUUGGAGGAACCCAUUGAUUUCCGACUUCCGGACAACAGAAUCCUAAAGGAGCGGGAUGUUGUGUGGUUCCAGCCUUCAACUGUAAAUGACAGUGGACUCUACAUCUGCAUGCUGAGAAAUAGCACAUUUUGCCAGCGAGUGGCUGUCCCUCUGAGCGUACUCCAGAAAGACCCCAGUUCCUGCAUCAGCUCAAGGAUGAAGCAUAACAAAAUGAUGAUUCCACUAGAGACCAAGGGGGAUUUGCACUGUCCAGAUAUUGAAGGAUAUUAUCCCCCAUCACUGCAACCAUCUAUACGCUGGUACAAGGACUGUCAGCCCCUGAAAGACCAGUCUUUUGAAAAGCAAGUAAUAGGUGACAGAUUUGUUAUCUACAUUAUGAGAAAGGACUAUGCGGGAAACUACACAUGCAUUGUUAAUUACACACUACACAACAAGUCACAUGUUUUGACUAGGACCACAACAGUUCGAGUAGUUGGAAUGCCCAGUAAAAGGAAACCUGUGAUUCAUCAUCCAAAUAAGGACCAAGAGGUGGUCAAAGUCAGUCUAGGUGACACAGCUGAACUGUUAUGCCACGUCUAUUUUCCCUUCUUGAUGAAUUCACCAACUGAUGCCUGGUGGACUGUUGAUGGAAAGAAGCUGGAACCAUUCACAACUGAAAGAUACCAGCUUAGUUCAAGAUUUGAGUCAACAGAAUUGGAUGACCGGACAAUCAAAAUUUUGUUAAAAAUUAUGCAUUUCACAGAAGAAGACUUAAAGCACAACUAUGUUUGUUUUGCUAAAAAUAAUGAAGGAGAAGUUAGCAGCCAGGCGUUUUUGAAGCUGAGAGUUACAUAUACAGUGGAACUGGCAUGUGGGCUGGGAAUCACUCUAUUUAUUGUGGUGUCUCUCAUCAUUGUGUACCAUGUAUACUGGUUAGAAUUGGUCCUGCUUUACCGGGCCAACUUUGGAACAGAUGAAGCCAAUACAGAUGGAAAAGAGUAUGAUGUCUAUAUUUCUUAUGCACGGAAUGCAGAAGAGGAAGAGUUUGUCCUGCUCACACUACGCGCUGUCCUAGAGAAUGAAUUUGGCUAUAAAGUGUGCAUUUUUGACCGUGACAGCCUUCCUGGAGGAAAUGUCAGUGAUGCUGCUUUGAGUUUCAUUGUAAGGAGUCGGAGAGUGCUAGUUGUGCUGAGUCCAGACUACCUAACAGAAAAGAGCAUCAGUGUAUUGGAGUUCAGACUGGGUUUGCUGUGUCAGGAAAUGGGAAGCACCAAAGUCAUUGCCAUCAAGUUCAAGCCAGUGGCACUUCCCACCUUUGAAAAAUGGCAGCUGAGGGAAACAACCUUCCUAAAAUGGGAAGGGAAGAAAUCAAGAUGUCUACGUUCAGAAUUUUGGAAAAGGCUGCGAUUUGCUCUCCCACUUAGGGGUUUGUCAGCGGGUCACCGUCUAAUAGACAGUUGUUCCUCCCAUUCAGACCUCAAUGCAAAUGCCCUGUCAGCAAGGAGAGGCCUACCAAGACAAAAGACAGAUGGUGUCAUAGGACCAUACAAUAACUUGAGGAGACAUGAAAGAAUUGAACAUCCUUGCCGAAAGUGUGUAAGGUGUCUGCAGAAUGGGGCAACCUGGCGUUUGAAGACUGAGAGCAUUCAGGGAAGUCAUAAUGCAGUUCAGCCCAUACCAUCCAUAUGUAGCAAUCCCAGUAAGCUCAAAAACUUACAUCUGUCUACACAGUAGGGCUGAUCUGAGAGACAGUAAGUAAGUAGGUGAAUGUAAUGUACUAGAAGGCUCUGUGCGGUUUCAUCUUUAACAAUUGCCAAUGCAUGAUAGAUACAUUUGGAUAUGCAUGCAGUGCAUAAUUUUUGAUUUUUAGAUUGAAUUCAGUACAGAGUAUUUCAAAUUACUAUAAAAACUUCAGAACUAAGUAUACAUGAUAAACAGGCCCAGUGCAAAAGUAAUGAAAUCUGGCAAACAACAACUGAUGGAAAUAUAAAGACUGACUUCUCUUGAAAAUAUUUGCCAGAGACUAAAUAUUUUUGCAGAUUUCCAUCAGCAGUGUCCCACAGAAGGUGUCCACUAGAUGUCACUGUGUAGUAACCAACAAUAGAUCUUGUCACAGCAUUCACAAAGUCCCUUAAUCCAAUUCAGGGCCAGAGCCUAAAAGUGGCACAGGGUACAAGACAGGAAACAGGACUAAACAGGGCACUACUUCAGCACAGGGCCAAGUGACACACCUCCACAUCCAGACAUGGCCAACUGAGAGCAGUCAAAACAUAUAACCUGCAUGUCUUUAGAGAUGUGGGAGAAACACUGGAACACACAGACGAAAGCCCAGAGAGACAUGGGGAUAAUCUGCAAACAACACAUGAACAACAUUUGGGUAUGAGAAUCCAACCUGUUAUACUGGAUCUGUAAUGUGAGAGUGCUAACCACCAUCUCUUCAGUAAGCCUAUGGGAAAAUGUCCACAUCCUACCAAGAAACAAUAGAUUUGAUUGUGUGUUUUUGAAUUUUGUGUUUGUAAAUAUUUUAAAAAGUGCAGGGUUAUAAUAAUGAACUAUUUAAUAAACACAAGAUGGCAGACAAGCCUCACGCACCAAAAGUUCCAUUAUUCUCUUUUACUGUAUCCCAAAAGGUGUAGGCUUCAAAAGCUGCUUACAAACGUGCUAGUGGAACAGACACUUGCCUAUGAUCAAGCCAUUAAUAGGACGUUUACUCUGACCUGUUUUUUGCUUCCUUUAUCCAAAAACCUCAAUACUGAGCAGAGAACAUACUUUUAAAUAUACAGUAAACCUGUAUUAAUUCUCAGGAGAUCAGGCUUUCAUUAAUACUUCAUCAACUCUUGCCUUCAUUUAACAUCUCCUGUCUGCUUUCAGUCUGUCACAUUAGGAGUACACUUCAGCACUUAGCACAAAAUUUUCUGAGGAAAUAUCUUACUUAUUGAUUUUUGUACACAGAAGUGUAUUGAACAACUCAUUUUCAAACCCACUCAGUCCAAUGUAGGAUGGAAUUAGGUGCAGGGCCAGGUUAGCUGGCACAAGCGUCAUUGGGAUGUGUGAGGGGAAAAUCCCAUGCUGUGAACAUAAGACACACAAUGACUGGGUCCAGGAUUUAAAACAACCAGCCCCUUAAUUUUCUUA